AUGGUCCACUCGUUCCUGCGCUCGCACCGUCUGCUGUCGUCGUUGGUGGCGCCGACGGCGCUCCUCGUCACGUCGUCGACGCUGCUCGAAGCUGAGGAACCGCAACGAGAGCCACUGCAAACGCAACGCGAGCAACCGCAACCGGACGUGCCACCUGCGGUCGACUUCAUCGGUGUCUUUGUCGAAGCUGCGUCGGCUGCGCGACUGCGGGAGCGGUUUCCACGCACAUGUCGCAGCAGUAACGCGCCGCUGGUGGUCGUGCUGCAAUACCAACCGACGCACCAGGAACAGGAGGCGUUUGCGCCUAUUUUAGGCACGAAAGCCCAGUUGCAGGUUCAGGGGGUGGUCGAAGACACGUAUGCUCAGACGCUGGUCGUGGCCGUGACGACCGAAGCAGGGGACUCGCUCGAGCUUGAAGACGCUGCAGAGCCCGCGCACUUGACGCUGUCGACGUCAGUUGACGCACUGGGCGCUUCUGGCUACACAAGUGUCUUGCUCGAGCGUCUGCGCGCGAGCGACAAGCUUCGUUACUUGCUGACCAAGGACGAAACUGCGACGCAAUGGACAGGUACGCUCCCGGACUUUCACUCGAAGCACGUCCCGCUCUUCAGUCCGUUUCCAGCGGUCGAAGCUUCCGUCAAGAAACUGGACAAGGAGCUCACGCUCGAAGGUACAGUGUGUCUGGCGUCCCGCUUUGACGCUACGUCGGGCACGUGCUUGGUACCAAAGGCCGAGUGCGGCUUUUGCAAGUUUAUGAAAGCUGGACCCUGUGGCCGCGAGUUUGCCGCGUGGGAGAGCUGCUUGGACCAGUGCAAGAAGAGCGGGGAGGAUUUUAUUGAGAAGUGUGGAUCGCAGACGCUAGGAUUGCGUGACUGCGUGGACGCGAACCCCGAGUACUACCACGUGCUGACUGACGACAAUCCAGAAGACGAAACAGAACAAGAAGAGACGACGGCGACGGCGGCGACGACGACAACGGAGAAGACGACAGAGCAGGACACUGAAGCUACGAAGACGGAAGACGAGAAGUGA
Messenger RNA from Hyaloperonospora brassicae, 1032 nucleotides. The record is from the annotation of a GenBank genome assembly. NCBI's taxonomy places the organism in Eukaryota, Oomycota, Peronosporomycetes, Peronosporales, Peronosporaceae.